ACAAACACCAUCCAAGUAAUUAACUUUAGUUAUAUACUUGACGGUGGUUUUAACUCAAUUAUCUCACCAACUUCCAAACCCACUCAUGAUUCUUAGGAAAUUCGGCGGCUGAAAUCAUCGUGUUUGGACUCUCUGUUGACAUUACAAACACCACUGGAUUCGAUUAUCAUCCCUACACUCAACUCCUGCAACUUCUUUCUUUCCAGAUCUUCAUCAAAUUAGACAAACAAGAUUCAGAUAACAAUCAUUUUCAAUCAGGUUUGGUACACCUUAAUCAAUGGUUGGCGGAUCUUGAACUUUUAAAUAGGGGUGGCCGGAAGUUUUAAAGAAAAAAAAUAGGGGGACACGAUACAUAUAAAUUUUUCGAUUCAGAUUGUUCUUUUGGUGAUGCUUGAUUUUUGACGGAAAUAGUUCACUUGUGGCCUAUGGGCAUCAAAGAUAUGCAUAGACGGUCGCGGUUAAGGAAGCCAACAUGGAUUAUUAUUUUGGUUUCAUUAGUUUGUGUGUUUUUAGUUGUGGCAUAUAUCUAUCCACCUCAAGACCCUACCGCGUGUUAUAUAUUGUCGUCUUCUAGCUGUCAGACGAUUUCUAGGUGGCGUUCACGUUCACCUCCUGAAAGAGAACCUAGUGAGGAAGAGACAGCUGCUCGUGUUGUAAUUGAGAAUUUAUUGAACACUCCUUCAAUCGAAACAAAGAACCCCAAGAUUGCUUUCAUGUUCUUGAGCCCCGGCUCAUUGGCUUUCGAGAGAUUAUGGGACAAAUUCUUUCAGGGUCAUGAAGGUAAAUUUUCAAUCCAUAUUCAUGCAUCCAAAGCCAAACCAGUCCAUUAUAGCCGUUACUUUCAGAAUCGUGAAAUUCACAGUGAUAAGGUAGAUUGGGGGAAAAUUUCAAUGAUUGAUGCUGAGAAACGACUUUUGGCGAAUGCAUUAAAAGACCCUGACAAUCGGCACUUUGUGUUACUUUCUGACAGCUGUGUACCGUUGCGCAGCUUUGAGUUUGUUUACAGUUAUCUUAUGUACACAGAUCUCAGCUUCAUAGACAGCUUUGAGGAUCCCGGUCCACAUGGAAGCGGGCGGUACUCGGAGCAUAUGUUACCUGAAAUUGAAAAAAAACACUUUCGGAAGGGUGCUCAGUGGUUCACAAUGAAGCGUCAACAUGCCAUCAUAGUUAUGGCUGAUAGUCUUUACUACAAAAAAUUCAGAGAUUAUUGUAAGCCUGGCAUGGAUGGGCGCAAUUGCUACGCAGAUGAACAUUAUUUGCCAACUUUUUUCCAUAUGUUUGAUCCGAGUGGGAUUGCAAAUUGGUCAGUGACACAUGUUGAUUGGUCGGAACGAAAAUGGCAUCCUAAAUCAUACGGGCUGAAGGGUCUUUCUUUGCAGCUCAUAAAAAAUCUCACGUCCAUCACUGAAAGUGUUCAUGAAACUAGCAAUGCAAAGAGGGUAACCACGAUUACGCCUUGCAUGUGGAAUGGUGUGAACAGGCCGUGUUACUUAUUCGCAAGAAAAUUCUUGCCCGAAACUUUGGACAAGAUGAUUGACCUUUUCCCGAGUUAUACGACAAUUUGAUUUUUUUUAGUCCUGAUUCUUUGGUCGGGUCAAAGUCAAAGCCAUUUGGUCCAAGUGGUUGACCUCGAUCGAUUUCAAACUUGGGUUAAGCUUAAGAACAUGUAAAGAUGAACAGUUGGGACAAGUUUAAGUUGACAGUGAGGAAAGGUUUCCAGAAAUCUGGUUGUGUUAAUUUUGGGGAAUUUAAUGUGAACUCUAUGUUUGACCUUUUUGAA
Molecule: messenger RNA, 1780 nt
Organism: Helianthus annuus (common sunflower)
Lineage: Eukaryota; Viridiplantae; Streptophyta; Magnoliopsida; Asterales; Asteraceae
Product: glycosyltransferase BC10
Exons: 12
Coding region: 426-1565 (379 amino acids)
Cellular component (GO): membrane
Molecular function (GO): glycosyltransferase activity
Source: RefSeq, a predicted model, not a curated record